Messenger RNA from Drosophila elegans, 3093 nucleotides. RefSeq names its product tyrosine-protein kinase Drl (gene drl). Lineage: Eukaryota; Metazoa; Arthropoda; Insecta; Diptera; Drosophilidae. The record is from RefSeq and is a predicted model, not a curated record. Gene Ontology annotation, cellular component: signaling receptor complex. The transcript is spliced from 4 exons. Gene Ontology annotation, molecular function: protein kinase activity; ATP binding. Gene Ontology annotation, biological process: multicellular organism development; axonogenesis; protein phosphorylation. Bases 355 to 2235 code for a protein of 626 amino acids.
UUCGCCGUUCGGACGUGAAAAAUCGUCACGGUGUUCGCAACAAACGGGAAUCGAGGAAAAGCGAGGAAAAACGGGUGCAGAGACAGCCGAUUGGGAAAUAUGUGCGCCUGAGUUUCCCAGCCAAAAGGCAAAGUGCCAAAUGCUCUGAUAAAUAAUUCCAGUAAUAAUCAGCGCGAUUAAAAUCUACGCGCCACGCAAAACAAAAAUUCAAACGCAGCGAGAAAAGUGAACAGCAAGCGCUUUGCAAAUUAAAUUCUUUGCCAGUGCCAAAAAGAAAAAAUAAAAUAAAAAACCGGAGAACUGUUUAAACCUUAAAGCGAUUAAGUCGGUAAAAUAUAAUAUUAUAAUCUCAAGAUGGCCAAUAGCCGGAGCAAUUUCCUGACAAUCGGAUUACUUUUGACCCUGGUCGCCAGCAGUCAUUCCCAUCUAAAUAUCUUCUUAAAUCUGCACGAGGUGUUGCGUUUAAUCGGAGUCUCAGCUGAGCUGUACUACGUGCGAGAGGGUGCCAUUAACGACUACGCCUUGAACUUCGCCGUACCCGUGCCGGCGAACAUCAGCGACGUGACCUUCACGUGGCAGUCGCUGGUGGACUACCCACUGCCCUACAGCAUCAACAUCGCCACUUCGGACACGGAGGUGUUGCCCCGGCCCAUGCUGAACAUCUCCCGGAUCGGGGAUGUGCCCAUGGAGCCGCAGACCUGGGGCAUUGCCCUCAAGUGCUCGGGCACGAGGAAUGCCGAGGUCACGGUCACUAUCAAUGUGGAGGUGAUCCUGGACAGGGCGACCAACAACAACACGAACCUGAUCUUCAAGCGCAAGAAGAUCUGUUUGCGGGAGGAGCAGGAUAGUGCACACGAGGAGUACGACGACGAUGAUGUGGACCUGAUGCAAACCGCACGAGGUGGCGGAGGAGGCGGAGGACAUGGCAGCGAUAUCCACUAUGUGGAUCGCAACGAGGAGCAUGUGGUGGCAAAUGGACACCUGUCGCCGGAGCGGGAGCGUGAGAGGGAGAAGCAACGGCCGAUGGUCACAGAGUCACCGGUGAAUGUGGGCAGGGGAAAUUCUGGCGGAUCCAAGCGAGACUUUGAUCCCAUGCUUAGGGAGAACCUGGUGCCGCCGGCCAGUGGCCUGGUCACCCUCAUUGUGGGCGGCAUUCUGGCCCUGGUGCUGGUCUCCACUCUCAUCCUGAUCGCCUACUGUGCCAAGGGUCCCUCCAAGCGUCAUCCCUCGAACGGGGUGCACCUGAUCAAGACGUCCAGUUUCCAGCGUUUGCCCACCAUAUCGUCGACGGCCCACAACUCGAUAUAUGUCUGCCCGUCGACCAUCACACCCACUUAUGCCACGCUGACGCGGCCCUUUCGCGAAUAUGAGCAUGAGCCUGAGGAGUUCAACCGCCGCCUCCAGGAGCUGACAGUCCAGAAGUGCCGCGUCCGGCUCUCCUGUCUCGUCCAGGAGGGAAACUUUGGCCGGAUCUAUCGCGGCACUUACAACGACUGCCAGGAGGUACUGGUCAAGACCGUGGCCCAGCACGCCAGCCAGCUGCAAGUGAACCUCCUGCUCCAGGAGUCCAUGAUGCUCUACGAGGCCUCGCAUCCGAAUGUCCUCUCCGUGCUGGGCAUCUCCAUCGAGGACUAUGCCACGCCCUUCGUUCUCUAUGCCGCCACCGGAAGCGUGAGGAAUCUGAAGAGUUUCCUGCAGGACCCGUCGUACGCCAGGAGUGUCACCACCAUCCAGACGGUGCUCAUGGGCUCCCAACUGGCCAUGGCCAUGGAGCAUCUGCACAACCACGGCGUCAUCCACAAGGACAUUGCGGCCAGGAACUGUGUGAUUGAUGAUCAGUUGCGUGUCAAACUCACGGAUAGUGCCCUAAGUCGUGACCUCUUCCCGGGAGACUACAAUUCUCUGGGCGAUGGCGAGUACCGACCCAUCAAGUGGCUUUCGUUGGAGGCUUUGCAAAAGUCGCACUAUAACGAGGGUAGUGAUGUCUGGUCCUUUGGCGUCCUCAUGUGGGAAAUGUGUACGCUGGGAAAGCUCCCCUACGCCGAAAUCGAUCCCUACGAGAUGGAGCACUAUCUCAAAGACGGCUAUCGACUGGCUCAGCCCUUCAACUGCCCCGAUGAGCUCUUUACCAUUAUGGCCUAUUGCUGGGCCUCGAUGCCAACUGAGAGACCCUCGUUCAGUCAGCUACAGAUCUGCCUAUCGGAGUUCCACACCCAGAUUACCAGAUAUGUUUAACCAGCGGUGCUGAAACAUGCCAAGACCUGUAAAUAUAACAAGAGGCGACGUCGCAAGAUUUUCCAGCAGACCACGUCGUCCACUCUGUUCCCAAAGACAUAUUAAAUGGUAGCGCCUAGAUAUUGGGGUUAGUAGCAGAUCCCCACAAGUACAUACAUGAAUGACUUAUGAGAAAGUAAGAAUUAUAUAGCAGGAGAGCGAGACAAUGAUGUCUCCCCACAUAACUCCUAGUUGUAUGUUUAGCCAGUAAGGACAUGUGACAUUUCAAUGCAAAAGUAAGGAUUAUAUAUAAAACAUACACACACUUACUGAAAUCGCCUGUUAAGACAAACACACACACACCCGUUCUCUCGAUAAGAAGAGCUAAGUCCCAGUUAAAAGUUAUCUCGAAGACUCCAGCGUAAAAUAAAAAGAAAUAGCAAAUAUUGAUAUAGUAAUCAUAGCUAAAGCAGAUCCAUUAAAAUCAGAGUCCCACAAAAAAACCAGUGCUAGGAUAGGUCCCCAAACAAAAACAUAAGUCGUAGUUGUGAAAGAGAGCGUUGCAAGUUUGUCAUUAUAAUGGGAUACCAAUACGAUACCGAAACAUAUAUCUAUGUAAAUGUAUUCACUUGUGUGUUUAUGUCUAAGAACCGUAGUGCUAGUAAGAACUCGAAAUAUUUAUCUAAUGUUAGUGCACACGCGACCCGAAAUCUUUAACCCUAAGUUACUGCCCCAUACAGUCUCGAGUUGUAAGUUUUUGUGUAAUAUACUUAAGCAGUUUGCAUUAGUUGUUAAGUUACUCUUUAUGGUUUUCUAUGGCAAAGACACAAAAGAAAAACGAUUUCAAUAAACGUCCGUGCAUAAUAUUUAAAAACAAAA